This is a messenger RNA of Helobdella robusta, 3480 nucleotides long. RefSeq lists its product as hypothetical. The coding region runs from base 1 to 3480 and encodes 1159 amino acids. The record is from RefSeq and is a predicted model, not a curated record. NCBI's taxonomy places the organism in Eukaryota, Metazoa, Annelida, Clitellata, Rhynchobdellida, Glossiphoniidae. The transcript has a single exon.
AUGACCGACUUCGGUACAAUGAGCGUAACACGAUCUCUCUCCAUCUCUACUCGAUCGUCGCCAUCUUCUUCGCACAUCACUUAUUUCCACAAUCCAUACUCACGUGACUACGAGCAGACCGGCCAAUCACAACAUCAGCCAUAUUUCUUCGGCAAAACCAACAGUAGAAACAACUCCCCCAACUUGUUAUCCGACACGAUCGGCAUCAUCGACUCCAACAAUCGAUCGGAUAACAUCGAUAUUAGUUACAUCAGCAGCAACAACAAUAACAACAACAACAACAACAACAAACAUUUCCAACAACAAAAACAGCAACAACUUAAGAGACGUGCAGAAUGGAUAACCCUCAGUAAACCAUUCCUCAUGAAGCUUGUUGAAAAGUUGUGCCAGCUGAGUUUUGAGAACGAUCAACAAAAUGAAAAAUUUCAAUACAACAACAACAAUAACAUUAAUAAUAAUAACAGCAACAUUAGCAACAACAACAAUAAUAAUAUUAGCAAUAACUUAAACAAAACCAUUAACAACGAAAAUCGCAAAAACGUUAAAAAUAUAGAGAGAAGUAAUGCAGUUAUUGAGACUAAAGUGAGUUUGAAAAAUAACGUUGCUAUCAAGAAUAAUAACAACAACAACAACAUACUGAAGAACAAAUGCAACGUGACAAAGAAGAAGAAUAAUAAUGAUGAUUUUGACGAUUCUGACGACGAUGAUUUUGUUGAACACCCAAGCAGAAUCACAUUAAACUCAACGUCAAAUGACAGCUACCCACAGCUACAAAGCCAGCGACAAAGAAUGGCAAGAUCGAGAACAAAAACGGCAACAAGUAGACCGUUCUCAGCAUCUGCAUUGUCGUCGCUUUCAACAGCAUCUCCAGCAACAACAACGACAACAACAACAUCGUCAACACGCAGUAGUGCAGCGGCUGCGACGAAAUUUGCAAGACCAUUUGAAUCCAGCGAGGAGAGAACCACCAGUGAACACAGCGACUACAUGAAAACUGAUUCUGAACCUGAGAACAAACUGAAAAGUGAGGACUAUUCUCCGAACAUGAGACAUGUUGAGCAACAGCUGCAACAAGUUGAAAACAGCCACAUGUCGGUUGUCAACAACGACGACAGUGACACCGAACAAAUUGAUGUCGAAGAUGUUGAUGAAAACGCUCCAAUAAGUUUCAGAGACAUUCUGAAGAAUGAAUCGCAACAAAACGCAAAGAACAACAACAUGAUUUUUACCGACAACAAUUUUUACGGCAACGAGGCAUGUCGGGAGGUCGGCGUCGUAAUCAGCGCUGAUGGAAAUAAUAUUUGCAACGAUGGAGAGGAUGGAGAGGAAGAGAAAGAAGAUUCGAAGGAGUUGGUGAAAGAAGAAAUUGAAAAUAUGAUGAAAAAGUGCGAUCAGAACAAAAAUGUUGAAAACAUCAGCUACAAUUUUUUUGGCAACAAAGAUGCAGAAAACAAGCACAUCAGUUUCAACAACCACAGAAACAACAUUUUUGACCCAAUCUGGAGUUUAGCAUUCAAAUCACAGCUUGACCGGAAAUGGUUUGAGAAAACGGAAGCCAUUAAUUUAUUUCCACUCUACAGAUGGCAGUCUACGUGUUUUGCUGCUCCGCCAUCUUUGCAUACUCCAACCGGAAGUAAGCAGCUGUGGGCGGCAUUCAACAAGAGUCUGGUUUAUAAGAUGUUUGAUGAUGUCUUGCAGGGUGAUAGAGAUAAUUGGAUGAAAACUUCACCAUCCUUGCUACAAAACGCGCCACCAGUGUUGAAGAGUUGUUACAUGCUCAACGUGAGCAACAUCAACAACGUAGACAACACUGAUAACAGUGACAAACAUAACGAUCAGUUGAUUCAUAAAUGUCUGAACAACAUUCACAACAACAACAAAGUUUCAAACAACGACAAAAGCUGCACAAACAUCAGCAACAACAACAAAAAAUCAACAUACUUUUACAGAAGGCGCCAGCGUCCUAUGUACAACAAACGUUCGAGAAACCGUCCAUUUCCUGAAACGUCAAAACGGAAAUCGUAUGAGGUCAUUGAAAACAAAAACACAAAAGAAGAGGAAAUGAUUUCAAGUUGCAUGGAGUCAGUGCCGAUACUUGGGGCCUUGUUAAGAAGCGACGAUAGCAAAAUUUACAGCAGCAACAACAACAGCACCACCUACAGCAACAAAAUUUUCAACAGCAGCAACAACAACAACAUUUCUAAUGUUAACUGCAGCAACAACAACAACUCUAACACGAGCGACUCAAAACAUCAAUACGGCAAUGUGCUUAAAGUGCUUUGUAACAGGAACAACCAGCAACAAAAUUAUUUUCCACAGCAUCAACAAAAAUCACUUAACAUUUCAAACAACAAAAUUAACAACAAUAAUGCCAGCAACACUAACAGCAAUAACAACAACAACACUGGCAUCAACAACGCGCAUAACAAAUUUGACGUUUGGCCCAAAUGGGUGGCAUUAGACAAAUGUCACGUUAAAUCUUUGGUUGACUCGCUUGUCGUUUCAAUGAUGUCGGCCGAUAACCAACAACAGCCACAAUCUCCGCAACAAUCUCAACAACAACAACACUCUCCGCAACAACAAACGCCAACUUCAACUUUGCCACAUCAACAAAAUGUUAACAAUCUCAAUGCUAACAGCGUCAGCUGCGAUGCAACCAACAUCAACCAAAAUUACAUUAAAACUGACGAAAUUAGCGUGAAAUUAUCAAAAGACAUCGACAGCAAGACUAGCAAUAACGUUAAUAACGAGAAAUCGGGCAGCGACAACAACGAAAACUUGGCCGCUGACGAUCUAACUCUCUCAAAUCAAGACAGCUACAACUCCUGCAACAAAAAUCUGCCAGCAAUUAUGAAAGAAGAAAAUGCAACAACAUUUUCUGCGAUGAAUAAAUUAUUAUUAACACCACCAACACCAAUAACGUCACCAGCAGCAAUUUCAUCACUACACGCCUGCAGCACUACAGCCAUCCAACAACAACCUUCAUCAUUAUCGCCUACAAUGGCAAACACAAACGCCGAAAUUGCCGCUAAAACUAAUGAAUGUUUCACUUCUAUUUUCACUCCUACUACUACUUCGAGAAGCAUCAGCUGCAACCACAUCACAACCGUUACUACACCUCCAACUUCAUCUGAAAACAUCAGCCCGUCGGUUCCAAUUUCAACGCGAGAUGAAGAGUUGAUGGAAGUAUGCCACGACGAUGACAGUCCCAACAACAACAACAACAACAACAACAACAACAUCGGUUAUGAUAAUGACGGUGAGGAAGAGGAAGACGACGAACCAAUCAGCAACGCGGAUGAAGAGGAGGAUAUGGAUUUUGCGGAUCCCCAAACUGCAGCGAUGACUUCCGGUUCGAAAAAAACAAAAUGUCGGAGCAGCUCGAAGGGCAUGGCCUGCGUGCAGAAGUGGAAAUCUAAUAUGCUGAUGCGAGUGGAGGCGGAAGUCGGCAAACCGGAAGUGAAAAACGAUUCGUUAUAG